AUGGAAGAGGGGAAGGCAGAGAUAAAAAAAAACUCUUCAAACUUCAUCUUCUUUCCUUGUGGCUUGUGGUCUCCUCCUCCUCCUCUGCCCCCUCAGAAACCUCCUCGCCCUCCAAAGCCUCCCUGGCCUCUGCCACCAAAUCCACCUCGGCCACCUCUGCCACCACCUCGGCCUCCGAAGCCACCUUCACCCUUAGGCUUGGCCCAGUCCAAAGUAACGUUGUUUCCAUCAAUUUCACCAUCUUCCAUGGCCUCCUUGACAGCUUUGGCAUCUUCCUCACUGUUGAAGUCUACAAAACCAGACCCCUUGGAGGAUCCAGUCUCCUGGUCAGUGACUAUCCUUGCACGAAUCUCUAAUGUCUCUUCUGUAGUAUCCUCAGACAGACCUUUGACAAACAGAGUUUUGGAUGGUUGGCUUCUUGCAUUAGGUGAUCCCCUGGGUCCUUGCAACUCCAGCCUGAUUGCUCUGCCCUCAAUUUCCCUUUUAUUACAUGAAUUUAAAGCUUCUUUAGCGUCUUCAAAUGAAGCAACUUCUACGAGAGGAGUCUGCAAGGUGUUGUUCUGGGUUCCCGCCGUCAUUCAAAGGGCAAACUUCACAACGUCCAGAGCAAAUGAAGGAGGAGGAUGUCCUCAAAUUCCUUGCAGCAGGGACCCACUUAGGGGCCCCCACCUGGACCUCCAAAAGGGACAGAGCAUCUACAAAAGGAGAAGUGAUGGCCUCCACAUCAUAAAUUUGAAGACUACCUGGGAGAAUCUCUUGCUGGCGGCUCGUGCCGUGGUUGUCACUGAAAACUGGGCUGAUGUCAGGGUUCUCUCCUCCAGGGAGACUGGCCGGCCAGCUGUGCUCACGUGUCCUGCUGCCACUGGGGCUGCUCCUGUCACUGGCAGCUUCACUCCUGGGACCAUCCAGGCAACCCUGCAGGAGCCCUGA
Molecule: messenger RNA, 930 nt
Organism: Balaenoptera ricei (Rice's whale)
Lineage: Eukaryota; Metazoa; Chordata; Mammalia; Artiodactyla; Balaenopteridae
Product: zinc finger C3H1 domain-containing protein-like
Biological process (GO): cytoplasmic translation; ribosomal small subunit assembly
Cellular component (GO): cytosolic small ribosomal subunit; 90S preribosome
Molecular function (GO): structural constituent of ribosome
Source: RefSeq, a predicted model, not a curated record